GAGAGAUAACGUCAUUGAUGACGAUUCCCCAUUCAUUAACCGUCCGUCCAUGAAACCCGAGUUGCAAUGUGUUGAGUUAUCCCGAACGCACGCAUUCUGGCCUCUCGUACUAACUGACAGAAGGGGCGCUUGUUGUGUGGGAAUUAGAGGAUGUCAAGGCUGUGCACCUACUUCACGAUCCAGCAAUGUGUUGAACUGUUCAGUCUUGCUCAACCGCUGAGAAAAUUAUGGAAAAUUUACCGAAGAAAGCCAAAUCAUUGCAGGGUCACCGACCUUCAGGGGCGCCUUCUCUUGAGCCUCCGUCGGACGAUAUCAGGGGAAGCGCCAAGGGAGGCAAAAGUUUAUCAUGCCUGUCUUUGGUAAAGAAAAUUAUGGGGAAAUUCUCCAAGGGUGCCAAAACAUUGGAAAGUUGCCAAGCUUCGGGGGUGCCUUCUUUCGCGCCGUCGGACGACACCAGCGCAGGCUCCAAGGGAGACAAUAAGGGUGGAAACUUACCCGGCAUGUCUUUGGCUAAGGGGAUCAAGGGGAUGUUCUCAAAGAAAUCCAAAUCGUGGAAAGAUCAUCAAGCUUCGAGGGCGCCUUCCGCUUCACGCUUGCCGUCUCCUGCAGUCGACACCAGGGGAGAUGUCAAGGGAGGCAUCGGGAGCGGCACAGGUGCCGGAUCCGUCCGGAAAGGUGUUCUGAGCGUGCUUCGUGUCGUGCAUGUGAGCCUAGAUGGUGUCCCUGUUCCUGGCCUCAAAAGUGUGAUUGGUGGUUUGCUUGAAGUUGUUAGCCAAUUAGAGGUGUCAUAGAGAGUCGGAGCAAACGCCGAGGCGAUUCAUCAGCUCCAGAACAGCAUCGAAUUCUUUGUUCACUCAAUAUUGGAGCCUCUCAAACAAUAUGGUGCCAAAAAUCCUGUUCCUCACGGGAUUUCUAGAGCCAUCGAGGCUGUAUCAACGUAUG
Molecule: messenger RNA, 942 nt
Organism: Cantharellus anzutake
Lineage: Eukaryota; Fungi; Basidiomycota; Agaricomycetes; Cantharellales; Hydnaceae
Exons: 2
Coding region: 228-791 (187 amino acids)
Source: RefSeq, a predicted model, not a curated record